UUACUACUAAACAUGGUGUCACCAAAUUCUCCUUCAAACCCAAAUACCAACAACAACAUUCACCAGUUUCUCAUUUCCAACCCAGCCCAUUAUGAAACUCAACAAUCUUAUGAUGCUUAUGGAGUUGACUUAAGGAAUUUUGGCCCAUACCCACCUCAUCACUCUCUCAAUAUACCUCUUUCAAUGACUAAUGACCCACAACUUAACCAACACCAAGAUCACCAAAACCAAAAACUUUCACUUUCUUUAAGGUCACCUAUUUUUCCUUUUCCUUCUUCAACCCAAUAUAGUAAUUUACAAGAAGAAAAAAAAUGUUUUGACAACAAUCCUAGUCAUGAGUAUUCAUCAUCAAAUCAUCAAUCAUUUUAUGGAACAGAAUCUUGUUUUUCAACAACAACAACAACAAAUUCUUCAGUUGGCAGUUCAAGAUACUUGAAACCAACUCAAUCUUUACUUGAAGAAAUUGUUAGUCUUAAUUGGAAAGAUCUUGAGUCAACCACCAAUUCAUAUGCUCGUAAAUUAUCGGCUUCGGGUCAAAACGGGUCAUUACGAUUAUGUUCCGAGUUGAAAGCAGAAUUAAUUAGUAAUGGGUUGUUAAUGGACAAACAAGACCUUCAAGCUACAUUGGCAAAGCUCAUUUCUUUAUUAGAAGAGGUUGAGAGGAGAUAUGGGCAUUAUCAUCAGCAGCUAGAAGAAGUGGUUUCUUCAUUUGAAAUGAAUGCAGGUUUAGGGUCAGGGAAGUCAUACACUGCAUUAGUACUCAAUGCAAUGUCUGCACACUUUUCCAACUUAAAAGAUGCAAUUUUGGCCCAAAUUUAUUCAACCCGAAAGAAAAUCUUGAACAAUUUGCCCAAAAUGAAUGCCGGGUUUUCGCAGCUCAGUUUGUUUGAUAAAGAAAACAACCGCAUCGCUCUUCAACAGCUGGGAAUGAUUGCUACCCCGAGACAAACUUGGAGACCCAUUAGGGGUUUACCUGAAACUUCUGUCAUGAUUUUACGCACCUGGCUCUUUGAACACUUCCUUCAUCCGUACCCGAAUGACAAUGAAAAACUAAUGCUAGCAUCACAAACAGGAUUGUCAAAGAACCAAGUGUCAAAUUGGUUCAUAAAUGCUCGAGUUCGUCUAUGGAAACCGAUGAUCGAGGAAAUGUACAAGGAAGAAUUUGCAGAGUCAUCUGAGGAUUCAAACUUAUGAAGUGAUACAAAAGUGGCACAAAUCACAGAACCUGGAUAAUGAAGGUUGUUUUAGUACUCUAGUAGUAGUAGUAAUGUGAAAUGUGAAGGUUUUAAUGGCGUUUUUUAAAUCAAAGAGUAGAAAUGAAUGCA
Erigeron canadensis is the source of this 1325-nucleotide messenger RNA. Its product is annotated as BEL1-like homeodomain protein 11. The transcript has 4 exons. Gene Ontology annotation, molecular function: DNA-binding transcription factor activity, RNA polymerase II-specific; RNA polymerase II cis-regulatory region sequence-specific DNA binding. Gene Ontology annotation, biological process: regulation of transcription by RNA polymerase II. The record is from RefSeq and is a predicted model, not a curated record. Lineage: Eukaryota; Viridiplantae; Streptophyta; Magnoliopsida; Asterales; Asteraceae. The coding region runs from base 13 to 1194 and encodes 393 amino acids.